This is a messenger RNA of Linepithema humile (Argentine ant), 1199 nucleotides long. RefSeq names its product methylenetetrahydrofolate reductase (NADPH). Gene Ontology annotation, cellular component: cytosol. The record is from RefSeq and is a predicted model, not a curated record. Lineage: Eukaryota; Metazoa; Arthropoda; Insecta; Hymenoptera; Formicidae. Gene Ontology annotation, biological process: tetrahydrofolate interconversion. Gene Ontology annotation, molecular function: methylenetetrahydrofolate reductase [NAD(P)H] activity; FAD binding.
GUAUAAUGUACAAGUCAUUGAUUGCAGUUCUACACCAUAGAUACGUCACUGUACAAGAUAUCUACACGCCAUAUAUUACAUAAUUUGAUAACGACCUAUUAGUAUGGAUUGAGGAAUGAAAGAAUAAACAUUUAUGAUUGUCACUAACCUAUAAUGAGAAAUUUCAUUUUCGAGGACACGUACGAGAGAAGUGAAACUGAUAGAGAUGAUAAUCAAGAUGAUCCUUCCAUGUACAGUCUUGAUACUAACAAUAAGAAUCAUUCUUGCGAAAUCGUGGACUUACGACAAUUGUUAAAAGAUAAAAUGAGCAAAAACGAGAUAUUCUAUAGCUUUGAAAUUGUUUCUGUGAAGAUGCCUAGUUUAUUUUACCAAAGACUUCUCAGAGACAUGGAUAAAUUUUCACCUCUUUUUUAUGCCUUAACGUGGCACAACAAAGCAGCUUCCAGUAAUAAUAGUUAUUUGCCUUUGGAUCUGGCAGAGAAUUUAUUACCACCUAAUACUCUUUUGCAUCUAGCAGUUAAAGGUUUAAAGCGUGAAGAAGUUAUCUAUAUUUUAAAGAAAGCCCUUGCUUCAGGAAUAGUUAAUAUAUUUGCACUACAAGGAGAUUCGUUAUCCGAAGAUGGUGAUUUCAAAUAUGCGGCGGAUUUAGUCACUUUUAUUAGAGAGCAAUUUGGCGCUAUAUUUUGCAUAUGUGUAGCGGGUUAUCCUCAAAUGCAUCCAAAAUCGGUUUCAAAGGAACUCGAUUUGUAUUAUCUACAAACAAAAGUAGAAGCAGGUGCAGAUUUUAUUAUAACACAAAUAUGUUUUGAAUCUCAAGUCUUUAUAGACUUCGUCAGAGAUUGUCGAAAGAUGGGAAUUCGGAUUCCAAUCAUUUCCGGAAUUUUUAUACCAACAAGCUUUAAGAGUUACGAGAAAUUGGUUCACAUUUGUAAGCUUGAGAUUCCGAUCAAAAUAAAAGAUGAUUUGACACAAAUAAAGGAUGAUAAUCAAGCAGUGAAAAAAUUCGCAAUUGAUUUAACAAUGCAGAUAAUAACAGACAUAAUUAGAAGUGGGACUACAUGUGGUUUUCAUCUAUUUACGUUAAAUAGAUUGCCGUUGGUGGCAGAAAUAUGCAAGCGUAUGGAAUUUCUUAAAACUGAGGAUCUGUAAUAAAUAUAAUGAUAUUUGAUUUAUAUUUCAGCAUUAUUCUAAAUUAAAUG